Molecule: messenger RNA, 919 nt
Organism: Chaetomium fimeti
Lineage: Eukaryota; Fungi; Ascomycota; Sordariomycetes; Sordariales; Chaetomiaceae
Exons: 1
Coding region: 359-733 (124 amino acids)
Source: RefSeq, a predicted model, not a curated record
GGUUGGGGGGGAGGGCUGGAGGUCUACCCUGUCUGCCUGUUUGUCUGCCUGCCUGGUUCUCCGUCUUUUGGCUUGUGUGAUCUGGCUUAGACUGGUCUAGCUAGUCUGGUCUGGUCUAGCAGUUGGUUAGCCGGUCGAGAGGCGCAUUGUACCGCGAACAGCCUGGGGCUGUCUCCGGGUUGCGUUUGCCGUGUUUGCAACUUUCUUUACCCUGGGCCAUGACUUGGGCCGAUGGCGGCGACGGGCACAGAUGGGUGGGCGGACGGGCGGACGGGCGGGCGGAUAGGCGGAAACAAGGGGGAGAGAGCCUGGGUUUGUCGUUUUCUUCCCUUCAACAGCAAAGUGUCUCUGCCCACUGAUGUAUAGCCUGCCCGUGCGCAAAGACUAUGCAACGAAUCUUCCAUGUCUGUCUGUUCAUUUUAUAACAAGACUUCUUUGUUUAUUUUUGUCUCUUUUUCUCUCCUGCGUCGCUGUUGCUUUUUAUUCCAUCAUUAAAACAAAUACCUGGAUGGAUGAUGACCUUUUCUUGGUUGGGACCUCUCUCUCUUCCUUCCCUUUGCAACGCCAAAAAGAUUCGUGGUUCAUAUUACCUAGAUUAUGUCUACAUGAUGACGAUCCUUCCUUUCUGUAUCCUAGCGGUUGGCUUGUUUCACUCGCUGAUGUCCUUUUCCCCAUCACGGCCGUUGUGUGGGAGUUCUUUCUUUUACUUUGGGUUCAUGGAAUAUAUGGAUAGACUUCUUGGCUUUUUUUUCUUUUGCAUUCGUUGAUAAUGCUAUUGUUAUUGAACGAGUCGAUCGUGUCGCCUCCCCUUCUCCAUUUGUUGUGUUGCGUGGUGUCACGCCGAGUCGCUGUCGCACGACAUGUAUUCCAGUUGAUAGGUACGUACUGGCAUGGGGACGAUGCAAAGCACACCUUGAUA